AUGAGCUCAACAAUAUCUUUUGGCGGUGUCAAUUCCGGAAUCCAGACUGGAAUCAAUAAUGGCACGAUCAAUAAUCACGCUCAUGUGACAGACCCUCUAGACAAGCUGCCCAUUGCCCAUGGUGCCAAAUUUAACUCGUAUGCAGACCAACAUGAAGAUGAAUGUCUUCCAGGCACAAGAGAUGAGCUUCUCGAAAGCAUAGAACAAUGGGUUCUGUCACCACACGGAAAAUGCAUAUAUUGGCUGAAUGGCAUGGCAGGGACGGGAAAGUCGACGAUCUCUCGCACCGUUGCAAGGUCAUUUCGCCAACAGGACGUGGUGACCGCUUGCUUCUUCUUCAAAAGAGGUGAAGAGGAUCGAGGAAAUGCUAGGAAGCUUUUUUCCACGAUCACUCGACAAUUAGCAGCAAGCGUCCCUGGCAUUGUUCCGAGUCUCCACGAAAUAAUCGAAAGCGAUCCUGAUAUUGCCGCGAAAUCGAUGAGAGAACAAUGGACUACAAAUCUCUACUCGGCCCCAGGUGUGGUUGCUGUCGUGAUUGACGCAUUGGAUGAAUUGCAAAAUAUUGGCUCUAUACAAUUUCGAAUCUUUCUCACCAGUCGACCUGAGUUGCCGAUUCGCUUGGGCUUUUCGAAAAUUGCGAAACAUGAGUAUCAAGACCUAGCACUUCAUGAGAUGCCCGAAGCUGCGACAACACAUGCUAUCACCUUGUUCUUUGAGGACCGAUUCAAAAUGAUCAGGGACGCGAAAAAUGUCCCUAUCGAUUGGCCGGGCAAUGACAGAAUUCAAGCUCUUGUGAAAAUCAAGUUGGAUCCUGAGGAAUCUCUCAACAAUCUCCUUGAGGACCGAGCCAAAUAUGCAACGAGAAUGGACAAGACGUACCUACCGGUUCUUAUGCAACUGUUGAAUGGCCACGAUGAGGAGGAUGCGCAAGAAUUGCUGCAAAGUUUCCAACAGAUUGUCGGCAUUAUAAUCCUUCUUGCUGUUCCCCUUUCCGUCAACGAGCUUUUAAACUUUAUCAGCAUCAAAGCAAGAGAAAUUUUGAAUCUUCUAGAUAAUUUCCGGUCCGUUGUCAACUUGCCAAGCGAUCAAAAUUUGCCAGUCAGAAUCUUUCAUUUAUCGUUUCGAGACUUCUUGGUCCAAUCCAAGAGCCAAUUUCGAGUGAACGAGCCUGCAAAGCAAAGGGAGAUUGCUCUGAACUGCCUUAAACUUAUGCGCAUGCAUUCGAAGAAGGAUAUUUGCAAUUUAGAAAGUCCUGGUGCGGAAAGGUCACACAUCGAAGAUGAAAGAAUCCGCCAUCCUUUACCACCGGAACUGCAAUACUCUUGUCGGUACUGGACACACCAUUUUGAGAGGAGUCAGCUCUUACAUUCAGAUAUCGCCAACAUACUAUUAUUCCUCCGAAAGCAUUUCUUGCAUUGGAUGGAGGCGAUGAGCCUGCUGGGCCUCCUAUUGGAAGUGUUAGAUAAUAUUGAUAUCCUCCAGAAGGCUCGCAAUGGUGAUUCUAUAAUGUCUGACUUCCUGUACGACGCAAAGCAAUUUGUUUUGAAAUAUCACUAUAUUGCCGAUAAAGCGCCACUCCAAAUCUAUUGCGCCGGUUUGGUGUUCGCACCUCGAACGUCCAUCAUUCGCACGGAGUUUGAACCAGACCUCCCUAGUUGGAUAAAUCACUUUCCACAAGUCAACGAAAAAUGGAGUGAGGAGCUACUGGUUCUCGAGGGCCAUAGGGGUGGAGUUUAUUCAGUAGCCUUUUCGCCAAAUGGCCGGCUUCUGGCGUCCGGCUCUAGUGAUUGCACAGCGCGGCUCUGGGAUACGGCGACGGGUAGCCUUGUUUAUUCGGUGGCCUUAUCACCCGACGGCCAGUUACUAGUGUCCGGUUCUGAUGCUGUGCGGCGCUGGAAUACAGAAGCAGACUUCUUACAGCAGAGUCGCGAGGACAACUCUUCAAACUCAGUUCUCUCAUUAGCUUUCUCGCCUAAUGGUCGGCUACUGGCGUCCGGCUCUGAAGAUCAUAUGGUGCGGCUCUGGGACACGGCGACGGGUGCCCUGCUGCAGACUUUAUGGGGCCACUCGGACGAUGUUUGGGCGGUGACGUUCUCACCCGAUGGCCGGCUAGCAUCCGGCUCUAGUGAUCGCAUGUUGCUUAUAUGGGAUAUCGAGACGGGUGAAGUACUAAAGUCCCUCCGAGGAGAUUCCUCGAUCACUCUAGUGGCCUUCUUAUCCGAUAGGCAGCUAGCGUCCGGCUCUCAUCACGCAGUGACCAUUUGGGACACGGCAACGGGUGGCCUGCAGCGGACUCUUCAUGGUUCGGAGCCGGUGCCUUCAAUGGCCUUCUCUUCCGAUGGUCGACUAGCGUUUGGCACUGACUAUAAGGUUAUACGGCUUUGGGGCACCGCAACAGGCAACUCACAGCAGACUUUCUACGACCGUAAGUGCGUGAUAGAGUCCGUGGCCUUCUCGCCCAAUGGUCGACUUUCGGUUUCCAGAAAUAGGGAUCACACAAUUCAGCUCUGGGAUACCGUGACAGGUUGCCUGUUGCAAGCUCUAGAUGGCCCUACAGCCUUAGUUAGCCCAUUGGCCUUCUCGCCAAUCUUCUCGCCAAGUGGUCAGUUUCUGGCAUGCGGCUCCUACGAUUCUACCGGUAUAUAUCAUGCGUUUAAGAUAAUGCUCUGGGACAUCUCGAAAAGUUGCCUACUGCAGAUUCUCGAGGGCGAUUCGGGCCUGUUUUUGUCGGCGGUCUUCUCGCCCGAUAGCCGACUGUUGGCAUCCGGAUCUUUGGAUUGCACCGUGCAACUAUGGGACAUAGCGACAGCCAGUCUCCUAAAUACUCUCGAGGGCCAUUCGGGCGGGGUUUUGUCGGUGGCAAUCUCACCCGAUAGCCGACUGUUGGCGUCCGGAUCUACUGAUUGCACAGUGCGGCUCUGGGAUAUAACGACAGGCAGCCUCCUACACACUCUCGAGGGCCAUUCACAGUGGGUUCCUUCGGUGGCCUUCUCACCUGCUGGUGGCAAAGUGGCUUCUAGCUGUUCGUAUCACACAGUGCGUCUUUGGAACACCGUGACGGGAGAAAUUCAAGAGACGUGGAGCUCAGAGGAAGGGAUCAUUCAACUUGAAUUCUCUCAAGAUGACUCACUUCUGAAAGUUUCAAAAAAAGACCAGAUUAUGCGAGCAUCGCUCAGCUUUCGAUCCAAAAAUACCAAUCUCAUCCUAAACUCCCCCAGUUCAAACCUAGAGGUAUCUGCGCAGUUCUCUUCUGAUGACUGGCUUUAUGUAAACGGGAUAAAAUUGUUAUGGAUUCCUCCUGAGUACAGGUCUCUGCUUGGCGCUUUCGCAGUACACUCGAAUAUGAUUGCCCUAGGAAACGAGUCAGGGCAGGUUUCGUUCAUAGGAUUCCAAAGUUCGGGUGUUUUCUGUAACUAA
Molecule: messenger RNA, 3417 nt
Organism: Penicillium odoratum
Lineage: Eukaryota; Fungi; Ascomycota; Eurotiomycetes; Eurotiales; Aspergillaceae
Product: WD40 repeat domain-containing protein
Exons: 7
Coding region: 1-3417 (1138 amino acids)
Molecular function (GO): protein binding
Source: RefSeq, a predicted model, not a curated record